This is a messenger RNA of Pistacia vera, 908 nucleotides long. RefSeq names its product peroxisomal membrane protein 11B-like. The transcript has a single exon. The record is from RefSeq and is a predicted model, not a curated record. NCBI's taxonomy places the organism in Eukaryota, Viridiplantae, Streptophyta, Magnoliopsida, Sapindales, Anacardiaceae. Gene Ontology annotation, biological process: peroxisome fission; regulation of peroxisome size. The coding region runs from base 108 to 785 and encodes 225 amino acids. Gene Ontology annotation, cellular component: peroxisomal membrane.
UUUUUCUUUUUUUUGUGGCUCCCCUUUGAUUAUUAUUAUGAACACCGAAUUUCGUCAUCUUCAUAAUCUAUCUCGAACAAACUACGUACCCUUUCACAGCUUGAACCAUGAAUGACACAGUGGACAAACUCGUCAUCUUCCUCGCAAAGAGAGACGGCAUUGACAAGCUCGUCAAGACUUUUCAGUACGUGUCCAAGCUUGUUCACUGGCACGUUGAAGCCACUCAACCAGAUAUUGCGCAAAGAUUCAAACAUUGGGAAGUUGCCUCCGGCCUCAGUAGAAAAGCCUUCAGAACCGGCAGGUUCCUCACUGGGUUUAACCUUCUCCGAAGAAAUCCUGGCUCGACACCAACUCUCAGGUUUUUGGCUGCUCUCGCCAAUUCGGGAGAGAUGGUUUACUGGUUUUUUGACCACUUUCUUUGGUUGUCAAGAAUUGGAACUCUGGACGCAAAGUUGGCGAGAAGGAUGAGCUUCAUAUCGGCGUUUGGUGAGUCUUUCGGCUAUAUAUUCUUCAUUAUAUCUGAUUUUAUUAUAAUGAAAGAGGGGUUAAAAGAGGAGAGAAAGCUUGUAAGUUCGAAAGAAGAUUCAAAGGAUGUGAAAGAGAUUGUGAAGAAGAUAAGAGGUGAUAGAGUGAUGAGGUUGAUGGGAGUGGCGGCUAAUGUUGCAGACUUGAUAAUUGCACUGGCGGAUAUUGAGCCGAACCCAUUUUGCAACCACGCGGUUACUCUAGGCAUUAGUGGAUUGGUCUCUGCCUGGGCUGGUUGGUACAGAAACUGGCCGUCAUAAGCAAAUUACUGGUUCAUGUAUAACUUUGUCAGUUUGUUGUAACUAUCGACUUUGGGAAGAUGUUGAGUGUAUUUUGGAACUGAGUUUAUGGACUCAGAAUAUGCUGUUUCUUUUGCUUAAAAU